Purpureocillium takamizusanense is the source of this 1146-nucleotide messenger RNA. RefSeq names its product formate dehydrogenase (NAD+). The record is from RefSeq and is a predicted model, not a curated record. Lineage: Eukaryota; Fungi; Ascomycota; Sordariomycetes; Hypocreales; Ophiocordycipitaceae. Gene Ontology annotation, biological process: formaldehyde catabolic process. Gene Ontology annotation, cellular component: cytosol. The transcript is spliced from 5 exons. Bases 1 to 1146 code for a protein of 381 amino acids. Gene Ontology annotation, molecular function: zinc ion binding; S-(hydroxymethyl)glutathione dehydrogenase [NAD(P)+] activity.
AUGGCCUCUACCGCAGGAAAGACAAUCACUUGCAAGGCUGCCGUCGCCUGGGAGGCCGGCAAGGAGCUGAGCAUCGAGGAUGUCGAGGUUGCCCCUCCCAAGGCGCACGAGGUCCGCAUUGAGAUCUACUACACAGGCGUGUGCCAUACGGACGCGUACACGCUCUCCGGCAAGGACCCCGAGGGCGCGUUCCCCAUCAUCCUGGGGCACGAGGGCGCCGGCAUCGUCGAGUCGGUGGGUGAGGGCGUCACCAACGUGAAGCCCGGUGACCACGUUGUCGCUCUCUACACCCCCGAGUGCAAGGAGUGCAAGUUCUGCAAGUCGGGCAAGACGAACCUCUGCGGCAAGAUCCGUGCAACGCAGGGCAAGGGCGUCAUGCCCGACGGCACCUCGCGCUUCAAGUGCAAGGGCAAGGACAUCCUCCACUUCAUGGGCACGUCGACCUUUUCUCAGUACACCGUCGUCGCCGACAUCUCUAUCGUCGCCGUCCAGCCCGAUGCCCCCAUGGACCGCACCUGCCUGCUCGGCUGCGGCAUCACCACGGGCUACGGUGCUGCCCGCGUGACGGCCAAGGUCGAGGAGGGCUCCAACAUUGCCGUCUUUGGUGCCGGUUGCGUGGGCCUGUCCGUGGUCCAGGGCGCCGUCAUCAACAAGGCCGGCAAGAUCAUCGUCGUUGACGUCAACCCGGCCAAGGAAGAGUGGGCCAAGAAGUUUGGCGCGACCGACUUUGUGAACCCCAACGACCUCAGGGGCCAGACCAUCGCCGAGAAGCUCAUCGAGAUGACCGACGGCGGCUGCGACUACACCUUUGACUGCACUGGCAACGUCAACGUGAUGCGCGCUGCCCUCGAGGCCUGCCACAAGGGCUGGGGCGAGAGCAUCAUCAUCGGUGUCGCCGCCGCCGGCCAGGAGAUUGCCACCAGACCUUUCCAACUCGUCACCGGCCGCGUGUGGAAGGGCUGCGCCUUUGGAGGCAUCAAGGGCCGCUCCCAGAUGGAGAGUCUCGUCUCCGACUAUCUCAGCGGCGCGCUCAAGGUGGACGAGUUCAUCACUCACCGCAAGACGCUCGGCGAGAUGAACGCGGCGUUUGAGACAAUGAAGAGCGGCGACUGCAUCCGCGCCGUCGUGGACAUGCGGAAAUUGUAG